Messenger RNA from Closterium sp. NIES-65, 2235 nucleotides. NCBI's taxonomy places the organism in Eukaryota, Viridiplantae, Streptophyta, Zygnematophyceae, Desmidiales, Closteriaceae. The record is from the annotation of a GenBank genome assembly.
AUGCGACCUCGGCCCGGUCAGGAACAUCCGCCGUCAUUCUCUCUCCUUAACGUGUCCUCCCCCAAGUUCGGCCUGGGAAGGAUGUCUCCAUCGGAGCGGCUCAAGGGGUUUUUCAAAUCCGAUGCCGCGAAGCUGACGAUGUGCGUCGUCGGCGUCGUAGGCACCCUCAUGGUGUACGGAGUCAUGCAGGAGCGGAUCAUGCGGCAGCCGUACGGUGCGGAGCAAGAGAAGUUCCAGGAGUCACUGUUCAUCGUUCUCUGCAACCGAAUUCUUACCUGCAGCCUCGCCGUCAUCGUGCUUCUGAUUCAAGGCAAGUCCAUGGCUCCCGUCGCACCUCUGUACUCGUAUGCGGCGGUCUCCGUGUCCAACGUCGUCGCCACGGGAUGCCAAUACGAGGCUCUCAAGUUCGUGAGCUUUCCCAUCCAGACUCUCGCCAAGUCUGCGAAGAUGAUCCCCGUUAUGAUAUGGGGCACGGCUAUCAUGGGCAAGAAGUACAACCUCAAGGACUACGUCAUUGCGCUGCUCGUCACGGGAGGCUGUGCCAUCUUCGUGCUCUAUGGGGACAAUAAGAAGCACAGGCAGGUGGAUUCCACCUUCUGGGGCGUUCUUCUGAUGGUCGGAUACUUGGCAUUUGAUGGGUUCACAUCGACAUUCCAGGACAAGCUGUUCAAGGGGUACAAGAUGGACACGUGGAACCAGAUCCUCUACAUCUCCAUGUGGUCCGCGCUGCUCUCGCUGCUCGGGCUGCGCUACCGCAUUGUGUAUGCCAUUCGCUUCAUCACCAAGCACCCAGACUGCUUCUUCCACAUCUUCAUGCUCUCAGCUUCUGCCACCACGAGCCAGUUCUUCAUCUCCUAUACCAUCAAGACCUUUGGCGCCCUUGCCUUUGCCACCAUCAUGACCACUCGCCAGCUGUUGAGCAUUCUCCUCUCGUCUAUCCUCUAUGGACCUCCGCUCACCUUCGGCCAGUAUGGUGGCACGACAAUGGUGUUCUCGUCGCUGUAUUACAAGUCCUACGCGAACAGCAAGGAGAAGAAGGCUGAGGCCAAGAGCAAGGAGAGCAACAGCUUGGAGGGUGAUAAUGGAGGCAAGGAGAUGGAGCCUUUGAUGUCGAGUGGCAAGGAUGGGAGAGACCAACUGGGCAUGGACAGUGAGGGGAAGGAGGGCAAGGUGUGCGGCAAGUCUGGCGGCAAUCUCGAUGGGCUCCAAAUAUGCUCCACGGAAGCAGCAACGGGUGCGUCGCAACUGCGGUUAAACCAGAUUCAGCUGGGCUGGCAAUACACGCACAAGCCUAUCCCCAAGCUCCUGGAAAAAGGCGUCCGGAGCUUCGAAUUCGACGUGUUUCCGGAUCCUGAAGGUGGCCGCUACUACAAUCGCGAUGGCAUGCGACUCGUUGACCAGCCCACGGCGUCGAAAAUCCCCGCUUUAAAAAAACCCGGUUACAAGGUAAUGCACGUGCAGGACGUGGAUUACCAAGCCACGUGUCUCACGUUCGUUGACUGCCUGAAGCAACUGAACUCUUGGUCGGUGAAAAACCCGGGCCAUCUGCCAAUCACGGUGAAGGUCGAGGUGAAAUACUCGUCGCUCGUUGACGAGAUUGGAUCAAUCGCAUCCAUGAUUCUCCCCAACGCGGCGAUUCCACCGGAAAUCACCCCAGCCUUGCUGACGGAUCUGGAGAAAGAGGUGCUGUCGGUGAUCCCCAGGUGGAAGAUUCUGAAACCGGAUAAUGUGAGGGGGAAUUACCCUACGCUGGCGGGAGCUGUGAAGACCAAGGGAUGGCCGUCUGUGGCUGUUGCAUCAGGGAAGUUCAUGUUUGUUCUGGUGGGUAACGCCAUAGAUACGUACAAGCAGAAGGCAACAUCGCUGCAGGGGAAGCUGUUCUUCACUGGGCCUACAUCAGGAGGAACGCCAGACGCUGCUGUGGUGAGCAUGGAGGUGGACUAUAGCUCUGCUAAGGAGGACGUGCAGCGGUUGCUUAAAGAGAACGUGAUUGUAUGGACGAGGGCAGAUGCGGAUACAGUUCAGGCAAGAGCGAAUGAUGGGACGAGGAGGCAGGUGGCGCUGACGUCGGGGGCACAGAUUGUACACACGGAUUACCCUGCUGCUGAGAGGCCUAACCCGUUUGGCACGCCUUACUAUGUAGGGUUGCCCAUGGGAAGGAAGGCCAUGUGCAAUCCUGUGACAGCGCCUAAGUGGUGCCGCCAUUACUUCCUCAAUGAGCCUAUUAAGGCUUAG